Molecule: messenger RNA, 1026 nt
Organism: Pan troglodytes (chimpanzee)
Lineage: Eukaryota; Metazoa; Chordata; Mammalia; Primates; Hominidae
Gene: MS4A7
Product: membrane spanning 4-domains A7
Exons: 7
Coding region: 175-897 (240 amino acids)
Biological process (GO): cell surface receptor signaling pathway
Cellular component (GO): trans-Golgi network; plasma membrane
Source: RefSeq, a predicted model, not a curated record
AUAAAUACUGCUCUAAGAAAGGGACAGGAAGUCUCAGAGGUUGGAGAGCAGAGCACCAAGAUCGUUCUGGCAGGAACAGCCAGUGGGAGGUUCCAGCUGAGCGCUCCCCAGAGGUGAGCUGACCCCCAGCCACAGCACACAGGACCAGGCUGCGAGAACAGCAUCAUCAGCAUCAUGCUAUUACAAUCCCAAACCAUGGCGGUUUCUCACAGCUUUACACCAAAGGGCAUCACUAUCCCUCAAAGAGAGAAACCUGGACACAUGUACCAAAACGAAGAUUACCUGCAGAACGGGCUGCCAACAGAAACCACCGUUCUUGGGACUGUCCAGAUCCUGUGUUGCCUGUUGAUUUCAAGUCUGGGGGCCAUCUUGGUUUUUGCUCCCUACCCCUCCCACUUCAAUCCCGCAAUUUCCACCACUUUGAUGUCUGGGUACCCAUUUUUAGGAGCUCUAUGUUUUGGCAUUACUGGAUCCCUCUCAAUUAUCUCUGGAAAACAAUCAACUAAGCCCUUUGACCUGAGCAGCUUGACCUCAAAUGCAGUGAGUUCUGUUACUGCAGGAGCAGGCCUCUUCCUCCUUGCUGACAGCAUGGUAGCCCUGAGGACUGCCUCUCAACAUUGUGGCUCAGAAACGGAUUAUCUAUCCUCAUUGCCUUAUUCGGAGUACUAUUAUCCAAUAUAUGAAAUCAAAGAUUGUCUCCUGACCAGUGUCAGUUUAACAGGUGUCCUAGUGGUGAUGCUCGUCUUCACUGUGCUGGAGCUCUUAUUAGCCGCAUACAGUUCUGUCUUUUGGUGGAAACAGCUCUACUCCAACAACCCUGGGAGUUCAUUUUCCUCGACCCAGUCACAAGAUCAUAUCCAACAGGUCAAAAAGAGUUCUUCACGGUCUUGGAUAUAAGUAACUCUUGGCCUCAGAGGAAGGAAAAGCAACUCAACACUCAUGGUCAAGUGUGAUUAGACUUUCCUGAAAUCUCUGCCAUUUUAGAUACUGUGAAACAAACUAAAAAAAAAAAGCUUUUGUUUUGUA